Messenger RNA from Sceloporus undulatus (fence lizard), 2313 nucleotides. It is a transcript of the gene CAAP1, whose product is annotated as caspase activity and apoptosis inhibitor 1. Bases 197 to 901 code for a protein of 234 amino acids. The record is from RefSeq and is a predicted model, not a curated record. The transcript is spliced from 7 exons. NCBI's taxonomy places the organism in Eukaryota, Metazoa, Chordata, Lepidosauria, Squamata, Phrynosomatidae.
GGCGGGGCAGCGAAACGGAAGCGGCGGAGCACGGAGGCGCUGCUCACACGGCGGCUUCAGCCAGGAAACAAAAGGUACUCCACAAGUUCCAGAGAAGGAAGAUGUGGGGCAAGAACCCAGUGACAUAGAAGAAGGUGGACUAGAUCUCAGUGUGCAACUAAAGCCAGUUAGUUUUUACAUCACAGACAAGAAGGAAAUGCUUCGACAAUGUUUUUAUAUCAUAGGAGAAAAGAAAUUGCAAAAAAUGCUGCCAGAUGUUUUAAAGAACUGUUCCAUAGAAGACAUCAAAAGGCUUUGUCUUGAACAGCUGGAACUCAUGUCUGAGAAGAAAUUACUGAAAAUUCUUGAAGGUGAGAACGAAGCUGAUUCUGACAGUGAUGAAGAGGAGGAUGAUAAUAAAGAGAAGUCAGCAAUUGAGUCAAUCAGUCAGCAAGACAGUAGCAUAGAUUCAACUUCUUGGUUGAAGGAAGACAGCAAAUUGGAAGGGAUGGACUCAAAACAAGGUCAUACUGCCCUAGAGGUCAUACUGCACAUACCUAGGCCAUACUGCCCUAGAGGUAAAGGCAAGAGGGAGGAUAGUGAUGUUCUCAGCAUCAAUGCCGACGCGUAUGAUAGCGACAUUGAAGGCCCAUGCAACGAAGAAGAGAGUCCAGAUGUGCCGGAAAAGACUGUCAGAAGUGGAGAUGGUCAGAUAGAUGACCUUCAAAAGGACAUUGAGAAAAGUGUAAACGAGAUCCUGGGGCUUGUUGAAUCUUCCCCGAAGGAGACUAAGGCAGCAGCAUUAGCAGUUCCUCCAGCAGAUGAUGUUCAGCCAUCAGCACAGCAGCUGGAACUCCUGGAGCUUGAGAUGCGAGCAAGGGCUAUUAAGGCCCUCAUGAAAGCUGGAGAUGCAAAAAAAUAGCCCCAGGGUUGUUUCAUUUGCAAGAUGUCUGUAUUUGUUCUGAUGGGUGUAAUGUCAGCUCCCUUCAGUGCUAAAAAUGAUGUUUGGACUGGCUUUGACAUUCCUCAUUCCAAACCCUUUGUGUAUCCUAACUCAUAGCUGGACUAAUCGGCAGCAGUUUGUCACUGUCAUCAGGAUGCUGCUUCUGUGACUUAAAUGCACAUUGAUUGGUUGGAUACUGUUUGGCCCACUUGGUCACCUUUUUUUUCACUGUUAGAUUAUAUCUCAAAAGUAAUCAGAAAACAAAUAGGCAUAGACAGCAUCGCUCUCUAGCUUUACAGAGUAAUAGAAGUGAUGAGGGUCUCUUGACAACCUUUACUCAAGAGGUACGUGUGGACUUCGCAGUCUCCAUCAGCCUGAGCCAAUGUAGCCAAUAGAGAGGGAUGGUGGGUGUUACAAUCUAGUACCUUCUGGAGAACCACACAUUUCCAUCCUGCUUGUCUUAGAAAGUUUAAUUGUAGAACGGGAGAAAGGGGCAUUGCCCAUUAUAUGUGACAUGUGAGUUGAGAAAGCACUCAAGGAUCUCUGACAGUCAUUUGAAUCUUGCAGGACUUUCUAAAAUUGAUACAAGUUAUGGGCAUGUUAAUGUUGAUAUGCAUUGCCUUUGACCUCUAUGGCCUCCUCUUGAAAGCCAAGAUGGUGACACUGACCUUUGGCAGGAAUUGGGAAACAAUGCAUCUGGCCUUAGCAGUUUGCCAGUUUGGUCAGCCAACCAGCCUUAAAUAUUCACAAUCUGUAUAAUUUCAAAAAAUGAAGAAAAAAGUACUUGUCUCCCUUAAUUCUAGUGACUUCAGUAAUUGUGUGUGUGUGUGUUACAUUAUACUCUUUAAAAAAACUUUUGGUACUUGAAAGUUAUGUGGUGCAUAAUUUCCCAGAAUAUGAGAGACAACAUUGAAAGAGAAUGGUUAAACCUCAAAACAUUAAAAUGCAUGCUUACAUUGUAGAGUUAAUAUGAUUAAUGAUAGUUUCUAACCCCUAUGUUAAGCAAGUACAGAAGUGCCUGAUUGUUAAGAGUGGCUGUUCCACAACUGUUUCAUUUUUCAAUAGAUGUGGUAUUUUUCUCUCCUUUCAUUACCAGUAAGGUUUUCUAAUUUCUAUUUGAUAGCAACAUUUCCAUGCAGCUAGGGUAUUUUUAUUUAUUUGUCAUUCAGUUGUCCAUUCUGUAAGAUGAAACAGAGCAGUCCAGAAUGUGAAUUGUCAAUAUGCUGAGUUUUUAUUUGGACAUAUAUAUUCUUGCAUCCAUUGUACAAAUUACUCAUUGGCCCUUAUUCACAACUUUCAGUAGAUCAAUAUCUGCCAUUUUUGAAAAAAGGCAAAAAACCUCUACAAUCUACCAUGUACAGAUGAGCUAAAUAAAUAUAAUUGACUUUAAA